AUGACCGAGAGACGAAAGGCACCUAAGGUGUCUAAGGUCGCUAGAGAAAAUCUACGUGUUUCCGGGUUCAAGAUUCCUAAAGACUUGACACCAUUGAAGAGCCUGCUAGCCAAAGACGGUCUCGGUUCGAAGACUAUUCAUGAGAUAGAGCCUGGGCAGUUGGGAUUUGGUUCCGAUAUCAACCAGCGCAAUCAGAGUCGGACACUCUGGUUUACACAGCACUUCGUAUGUACGUGUGCCAUACUGAAUGAGAACGACCAAGGGAAGAUCGAGCCCGCUAAGGUUUAUGUUAUAUCUAAGGGUUCCAAGCGUGCGCUCGUGCUCUCUGACGGUGGUGAUGAGGGAGAUGAGGACAAUGUCAUACAGAGGGCCACCGACGAGCCUGCUUUUGCUCGCAAAACGGCGAAGUUCUCAGCGGCCGCGUCGCUAGCGGGCGUCGGAGGCUGGCAGUUCUGGACGGGUAAAUGCUACUUCGAGCCUUUCGGGCCCGAGAAUGAUGCCUUAUUUCAGAGCGAGUACUUCAAGAAGUUCAACCCAGGGAACCAUCCAUCGCUGAACGAUUCGUGUGUGCGGAAAGUGCCAGUGUCUCAGAUACCGCCGGAUUUGGUGGAAGAUGCGCUUCGAGGUGGUUCCAAGUUGACGGAGAGGUUUUGUGCUGGUGUGUGGGGUGGUUAUGGAUACUCCAUCCAGCGAAAUAUCCUAGCUUUGGUUGGCCAGAAUGAGGGUAAUGCGAAGUCAAUGUUGUGGGAUAAGAGUCAACUGCUGAGCAGUACCUAUGAAGAAGGAACGAUAGUGACCGAUCACUUCAAGGUGGUUGCAAAGAAUCCCAGAUCAAUCAUCAUGUGGGGGGCCGAGUCUCCUUCAACGAACCCUGAACUUCGCCGUGAGAUGGAAAAUCUAUCUGAGGUUUCUACCAACGUCGAUACAGAUAAAGGGGUGGUAGAAUUCCGGCUGAAGAAUAUAUUCUACAAUGGCGUAGAGCGACUGACAGGGGAUCUUUUCCCACCGCCAAUCGUGUGGUUGCACUUUCAGUACUGCAAGUUGUUGGUUGAGGCAGGUCUAUUGAUCGUCGAAGAGGACGCUUGA
This is a messenger RNA of Aspergillus welwitschiae, 1086 nucleotides long. RefSeq lists its product as uncharacterized. NCBI's taxonomy places the organism in Eukaryota, Fungi, Ascomycota, Eurotiomycetes, Eurotiales, Aspergillaceae. The transcript is spliced from 6 exons. The coding region runs from base 1 to 1086 and encodes 361 amino acids. The record is from RefSeq and is a predicted model, not a curated record.